Molecule: messenger RNA, 1632 nt
Organism: Cyphellophora attinorum
Lineage: Eukaryota; Fungi; Ascomycota; Eurotiomycetes; Chaetothyriales; Cyphellophoraceae
Product: Hsk1-interacting molecule 1
Exons: 3
Coding region: 1-1632 (543 amino acids)
Biological process (GO): positive regulation of nuclear cell cycle DNA replication; regulation of cell cycle phase transition
Cellular component (GO): Dbf4-dependent protein kinase complex; nucleus
Molecular function (GO): nucleic acid binding; zinc ion binding; protein serine/threonine kinase activator activity
Source: RefSeq, a predicted model, not a curated record
AUGAGCCACCUCAAAAGCGCCUUGCUGUUGACAAAGCCACGACUGGGCCUGUCACACCCACCCGAAACACGGUCGAAGAGGGUAUUCGAUCGAGGCAAUGGCACAGCUGGCUCCAAUGCAUUUCAGAAGAAGUUGGUCGCAGCAGCAUCGCAAUCCAAAGCUGGCAUGCGAGUGACCAAGAAUGUCGAGCCAACACAGAAGGAGGACUCUCAACUUCGGCGGUGGCAGGAGCAUUAUCGAAAAUUAUUCCCUUCGUUCUCUUUCUACUUCGACGGCUUCACGGAGCCUGCCCGUGCUCGCGAGCAGGCUCAAUUCGUCAAGCACAUCUUACAUUUCGGUGCGAAAGAAGAGAAGUUCUUCUCGAAAUCGGUCACCCAUAUCAUCACAACCAGGCAGAUACCUACCGAAGACAUCGCCUCUGUAGCUUCUGGUCAGGAUGAUCAGUCGCAGGCCACGAGUACGUCGGCCCUGGACAAAGCGGCCCGACAGCGUAAGGAUGGUGCACCUGCCUUGGAUAUUCUGCAGCGAGGGCUGCAGAUGGGCAUGAAAAUAUGGGCAGCCGAGAAGCUACAGCGAGUUCUGUCGACCAUGGAGCAGAAGAGCACAUUGGCGCCUGCACGAGAAGCGGUUCGGGAUCAGAAUGAUCUGUCCCAGGCACUGCGGAACGACAGGGUGGUAACAUCGGAGCGUGAGAGGCCUGGCCUGCAGCGUGACCUCAUUCCAUUUAAGGGCCCGUACAUCUACAUCCACGACAUGGACGAACGAUAUCGACCAACAAUGGCCCGAGAAUACAAGCAGCCAGCAAAGAAGGGUGAUGGAGAGUGGCCGCAAUUCCGCUCCGCUGCGGUUGGCAAGUGUCCUUUUAUCGAGGAUCCGCAACUUAGGAAGGAUCAGGAACGCAAAGCAGCACAACAGCGCGCCCUUCAACGAGAAGAGCCUACGCGAAUGCAACCACCGCGACGGGUAAGUCCUCGCAAGUCGCUCAGGGAACUGCACAAUCCUCCACCAGCAACCAUCAACCCAAGUAUGCUUCACAAGCGAACCGACUCCACCAACUCUUUUCCACCAUUGCCCAGCCAGAACGGCAUGGACUUCGUCCGAGCUCCUGGAGGCCCGCUGCUGAUGACUCGUGAGCCUGCCGCGUCCGGGAUUCAACGCUCCAACUUGACUUCGGCGAUACAGUCCAACAUGAUCUCGUCCACAGCCGCGACUGGUGUCAAAACUAAUACCAGCAAGGAAGUCAACGAGCUCAAGCGGAAAGUGCUCGAGCGCAGUAAUACUGGCAGCGCGUCUGUUGGUUCAAUACCGAGCUCGCAUCGUAUGCAGGACCUGGCUGGCGUGUUAAAGAAUGCUCGGGCUCCCGCUCCAGCACGAGCAGCGAAGAGCAAAGCACAAGAGAAGCUCGGUGGCAUUCAGGAGGACGAAGAGGAGGAAUACCUCCGUCAACGGGCGAGUAAGGGCAACCGCAAACGAUCACAACGGGAACCCAAACCUGGUUAUUGCGAGAAUUGUCGUGAUAAGUACGAGGACUUCGAUGAGCACAUCCUCUCACGCAAACACCGAAAGUUCGCAAUGACUCAGAGCAAUUGGGAAGAGCUCGACGCUUUACUGGCGAAACUACAGCAGCCAUGA